Molecule: messenger RNA, 1096 nt
Organism: Chanos chanos (milkfish)
Lineage: Eukaryota; Metazoa; Chordata; Actinopteri; Gonorynchiformes; Chanidae
Gene: sumo3a
Product: small ubiquitin like modifier 3a
Exons: 4
Coding region: 75-359 (94 amino acids)
Molecular function (GO): protein binding
Source: RefSeq, a predicted model, not a curated record
CUGUGAAAACUGGUGGUUGUGAGCGCAUCUUGUGCAAAUUCUUUUUGCGAAUUCGCUUUAAGUAACCCUACAAUAUGUCCGAAGAAAAGCCCAAGGAAGGUGUGAAGACAGAGAAUGACCACAUUAACCUGAAGGUUGCGGGUCAAGACGGCUCAGUGGUCCAGUUCAAAAUCAAGAGGCACACUCCCCUCAGUAAACUCAUGAAGGCAUACUGCGAAAGACAGGGGUUGUCAAUAAGACAGAUUAGGUUUCGAUUCGACGGACAGCCGAUCAAUGAGACAGACACACCUGCACAGCUGGAGAUGGAGGAUGAGGACACUAUAGAUGUAUUUCAGCAACAGACCGGGGGCUCCUGCUAAAACUCGUCGACUCAUCAAAAGGGCACCUAUUUUAUUUGAUUUAUUUUUUUUUUUCCUCCAAUUGCUCUGUCAAUGUUGUGUAUGUAUGGGUUUUUUUUUUGUUUGUUUAUUUGAUUUUGUUUUGCUCUCAAAAGUGUCCUUCCUAAUUUUCAUAGGAUGGACGUAGGGUUUCAACUCCAAUAUUCGAUAUUUAAAAGAUUUGAGUGAGGUGAAAAUGGCUGGCAGUACGUGAAUUGUCACUCGCGAUCGCCAACAACCUGUCUCGCCCAUGGGCGUGGCUGGCGUUUGAGUGACGGCAAACCAUAUUAGAGGCAUGUCUGCGAAUGAUGUAUCCUUUCAGAAGUUGGAACAGGGAAGGAGUGAUUUUCCCAUAAACCCUCUUUUCCUCAGUCCGCCACAGGUCAAGGGAGCCCUUUUUAAUCCCCCCCCCCAUAGCAUAGGUAGCCAUGUCUACAUUUUAAAUCUAAUUCAAUUUUAGGUGCUUUAGCCACAAAAAAAAAAAAAAUGAAAUUGUCUCUCACAAAUUCUAUUCUUCAGGUUUUUAAUUUGGGUCACCGCAAGCAGAGGCCUGUUCAAAAAGGGGCGGGGUUAAGAGGGGAAUCGCUCCCUGCCCGCCUCUUUCUGUUUGGUCGUCAUACGGUAACAGACAGUAGACAGAUGCUUGCAAUACACACGCAACAGAAUCUGGACCAAACCCCCAAAGAUGCUACGCUGAAUAUGUCAGAAAGCAAGGUGUU